Phycomyces blakesleeanus NRRL 1555(-) is the source of this 1883-nucleotide messenger RNA. RefSeq lists its product as hypothetical. The record is from RefSeq and is a predicted model, not a curated record. Lineage: Eukaryota; Fungi; Mucoromycota; Mucoromycetes; Mucorales; Phycomycetaceae. Gene Ontology annotation, molecular function: ATP binding; protein serine/threonine kinase activity. The transcript has 3 exons. Gene Ontology annotation, biological process: intracellular signal transduction; protein phosphorylation. The coding region runs from base 138 to 1526 and encodes 462 amino acids.
AGCUUUCUCACGUCAAGGAAUAUAUUCUACUGUAUAAAGUCAUUUUUGUUUUAAAAGAAAAAGAAGAAAAAGAAAAGAAAAUACAUACCUCUUGAUUUUUGGUUUCCCUUUUUUUUUCCUUUCUUUCUGGUCUUGCGAUGCUUUCGCCUGUAGUUCAGCCUGUUGGGCUUAUGACUCCAGACCGUUCUGUGCCCUCUAGCCCUACGGUUUGUCCUGCUGUCGCUUCCAGAACGACACCUUCAUCAGCUGCCCCAGUUGACUUGUCAGAUCUCGCCCGUCGUCUACAGAAAGCCAUUUCUUUUUCCAAACCACCUUCACCAGCCAUUUCUUCCUCUUCCUCUUCAUCAUCCUCCUCUACCUCUUCAACUCCUUCGUCCCUUGCUUUACCUAGCCCGGGCUUACCUAUCCAAUUCAUCUUCAAAAAGCCAGAGUACAACAACCACUACCAUGAAACGCACUUCCACCGCCCAAAACCAAAAGAUUCUCUCAUCUGGUCAGACCUGCGGCAGUUCUUUAGUCCCUUGGCCGAGGAAGAUCAGCGAUCAGACUUUGGAAAUCAAUUCCGCCAAAAUAUCGAGAGCCGCUACGGCAAAUGGGGUCGUUUUAUUGGCAAAGGAGCUGGUGGGUCAGUGCGACUAAUCCGACGUGACAAUAAUUCACUAGCGGUGAAGCAUUUCCGAAGUCGACUGAGCCAAGAAAGUGAAAAAGACUAUAUAAAGAAGGUGACGGCCGAAUUUUGUAUUGGAUCGGCACUCCAUCACCCCAACGUCAUUCAAACCCUCGACCUCAUUCAGGACGGUCCACAAUUCUACCAAAUUAUGGAGUAUUGUCCAAACGAUUUGUUCAACGUUGUGAUGAGUGGAAUGAUGUCACGCCAGGAAAUUGCCUGCACUUUCAGACAAUUGCUUCGUGGUGUCGAAUACCUGCACGGCCUUGGGAUCGCACACCGAGAUCUCAAGCUGGAUAAUCUUGUCCUUUCUCCCCUCGGGACACUCAAGAUCAUCGAUUUUGGCUGUUCGACCGUAUUCCGAUGUCCUUUUGAGACAAACAUUACCCGGUCCAAAGGUAUCUAUGGAUCCGACCCUUACAUUGCGCCUGAGCAAUACACUCAGCCGACCUAUGAUCCAAGACAGAGUGAUAUCUGGUCCUGUGCAAUCAUCUUUCUUUGCAUGACGAUCCGCCGUUUUCCAUGGCGUGCACCUCAUGCCCGAGAUCCCUCCUUCCGUGCCUACUGCUCAAACCCCCAGCUCCAGAAAGCACAUCUCCUUAAGCUCCUUCCUCGUGAAUGUCGCCCUGCAAUUGGCUCAAUUAUCAGUCUUGAUCCAGCCGAACGAACUACCUUGCAGGAUCUCAUGAAAGACAGCUGGGUCCGAGAUGAAGAUGUCUGUACAGUGGAUGCGCCUGGUGCUCACCACGUCCAUCAUGUCACUCACCCGUCUUCAAAUGAGCGUGCCAAUCUUGUUGUCCUGUCCCCCGAACCACCAGGCAGAAUGGCAGAGCGUGAAAAGAGACGUCGAGGCUACUGACCAGACUGACCAGACUGACCAGACUGACCAGACUGACUUGACCACCCAAAAGAAAAACCAACCAAAAACCAAAAAAAAAUGAGAGAAUUAAUUAUACAUAUACAUUAUAUAUAUAUUUCUUCCUUGUUUGUGUGAGAACAAAAAAUUAUCUUACCAAAAAAAAAUACUCCCUCAACUCAAAAACAAAGAUAGCUUAUAUCAACUCAUCUUAUACUUCUUUAUCAUAUUCUUAGAUUUUACUUACCUUCUUGUCUUUUUAUUUCAUAUUAUUAUUAUUUUCUCUGUUUUAUUUUGUUCUGUUUGUAUCAUAUACUUAUUUCACUUUUAUCUAUCAAAAAGAAAAAAGAUACAUUUAAA